AAACAUGCUUUAAGGUGCAGUAGCCCUUCGCUGGAUUUCGACCUACUUGAGCAUUGUAGUUUUUUUUUUGCCCCCCCCCCCCAGGUAAGACUAAUGCCCACUCACACCUGGCAUCCUUGGUAACACCACUGAUCACUACGGAAAACAAUAAUGCCGUUCUUAAAACCACUGGACGCGCCUCGUUAAAUGUCCGCGCAAUUUCAAUGUCAGGAGAACCGGGAAAUUGCUUUCAGAUGCAGGGCCUGCCUGUUUAAAUCCUGGUGUUUAAACGGUGUUUAAUUGCAUAUGAAAGGGGCUAAAUAGGCGUUAAUAAAAUAAAGCUUGGGCAUCCUUAAGGAUGCCAAUGUAUCUGGACAUUGAUUAUAAAUAAAUUCAUUAAGAAACAGGUGUACCAUGGGAACUUUAAAUGAGAUCAUCAUGCUUUGAUCACUAUAUUCCAAUGAUGAAUUAAUACAAUAUUGACAGCAACUUUGGGUAAUUACAGCAGAGAUUGAUUUACAAUUUCUGAUUAUGUCAUUGUUAUCAAAUUUGCAAGUUGGCCGGAAAUGAUCUCUCCUCCAUUCCCUAACGCUAAAAUGCAUGGAAUUCAUUAACCCUAACGUAGGGCAAAGGUAUUGAAUAGGUCCUGGCAGGCAGCACUGUGACAGCUGAUGGUCACUGAUUCGCUGGGUUUAUUUACACCCCACCACCACCCCUUUAGUGAAGCCCGCCAAGUCGAAGGGAAAACAUGGCUGGUUUAAUGGCAGGUUUUGGUUGUUACACCCAUGCUGUCGUCCGGGGAAUCCCUGCGUCUCUGGCCAAGGAAGCGCUCCGGACCAGCCAGUCUGAGGUGGAUUCAACCAAGGCGCAAAGAGAGCAUGACGCUUACGUGCACGUCCUGAGGACCGUACUCGGGCUCGAGGUGGUGGAAUUGCCCGCGGAUGAGACGCUCCCGGAUUGCGUGUUCGUGGAGGAUGCCGCUGUGGUGUGCGGGGACACGGCGCUCAUCACCAGACCGGGUGCAGAGAGCAGACGGAGAGAGACAGAAGCUAUGAAAGGUGCCUUGAAGGAGCUGAAUCUGAACAUUGUAGAAAUGACUGAUGAGAAUGCCACAUUGGAUGGAGGAGAUGUCCUUUUCACAGGUCAAGAGUUCUUUGUUGGCCUUUCCAAACGAACCAAUCAAAGAGGAGCUGAGAUCCUCGCUGAUGCUUUUAAGGAUUAUGCUGUAUCUACUGUGCCUGUUUUGGAAGGGCUCCACCUGAAGAGCUUCUGCAGCAUGGGGGGACCGGGCCUCAUUGUCAUCGGCUCCAGUGAACCUGCUCAGAAAGCCCUCAAAAUCAUGCAACAAAUGAGUGAUCAUCGUUAUGACAAACUGACGGUGCCUGAUGACCUUGCUGCCAACUGUAUCUACAUGAACCUGCCCAACAAAGGACAGGUGCUUCUGCAUGGUACAAGAGAAGAGUUUCCGGAGAGUGUGAAGGUGUUUGACAAAUUGAAGGACCACAUGCUGAUCCCUGUGUCCAACAGUGAGAAAGUCAAAGUGGACGGGGCCCUUACAUGUUGCUCGGUGCUCAUCAACAAGAAGGCCAUCAACUGAAAGAAACCAUGUAGAACCCGGGACUUGAUGUAAUAGGCAUGGAUCCUGUAGUAGCAGAUUUAGGAUUUGUUUGAGGGUCAAACCAUAGUAUUGCGGGAAGAUAUAGAACAUUUUCUUGCUUAGAGAGUUUGCAGUAAUUGGUCUUCGAAUGUACUAAUGCUAUGAUUUGAUGACUCAUCUUACUUGCCUUGUACCACCAUAGGGAUCAACAAUUAAAUACAGCAACGUCGUCGGCCCAAACAGCCCCUACAUUCAUUAUUAUGAGCCCCUGCAACAGUUUUUCAGUUUGAACAUUUAAACUGUGCUUAAAUACACUGACAGAAAACUACUGAAAUAUACAUUUACAUUGCAAAUUUACACAUAAAGACAUUUUACAAAAAUGUGCCAUUUUGUGCUCUUGAGAUAAAAACCUACCAAAGGAAGUUGUCCUGAGAAAAACUAUUUCAAAGUGUAGUUGAAAUUAUACGGUAAUAAAAUAAAAUUUAAUACAAAACACUCAUACAGUAUAUUGAUUUUAAAAAAUAAAGAUCUUUGCACACUAAAAAUAUUAAAUAUAGUCUAAAUUACUUGUCCCUUGAUGGCAUUUUUCCCAUUACAGCACACUUUGUAAGAGCAUACAACCACAUUAUACACUUAAAAAAGAUAUUUAUAAAAACCCUCACAUGUUAUUUAACAUGUUAUUCAUUUAUUUUAUUGCUCAACUUUAAAAAAAAAAAAAAAAAAAAAAAAAAAAAAAAACGGGAGUAAAAUUUUAAUUUCAUUUCUGUCCCUAUGUUCUACGUCAAAUUUGUUACUUGAAUAAACAUGUCCCACAGGGGCAAUUAGCAUUCCGGGAGUAACAUCAUUUUCCGGAAGUGUCUUCAUCAGCCUCAGUUCGGAAUGCUAUCAAAAAGAAAAGUGCUUCCCUUUUUUGGGGGAAAUUUCUUUGACCUUGCUUCAUUUGACUUAAGGGCUCAAUCAUAACUGUCAUUUAUGUGACUGCAGUAUCAUGUAUUACUUUAAUUUCUUCAAAUAAAAAGUUCAAAUAAAAAGGCAUUUUAGCCUCAUCGAAAUGCACACCAUGUGCUCGCAUUGUGUGAACCACAUGGCAAGUAACUUCUGCCAACAGUUGUUUUCUUGUGUUACAUAAACCUUGUUUACUAUGAACCCUGCUCCAGUUUUGUAAUGUUUUUAUUUUUUACCAAAAGAUAAAACACAAAGUGACCUGAACUCAACACAUAGUGACCUGAAAUUGCCCCUACAUCAAGUGUAAUUGACCGCAGAUAGCUCCAAAAUCAACAGGAAGUUAUCCAAAAUCCUUGGAAGUGAUCCAGAAUUGCCCCAAAAUCAACAGGAAUUGACCUGAUAUCAGCACGAGGGGACUGGAUUGCCACAACAUCAACAAUUAACCCAAAAUGCUUCAAAAUUUAUAGGAAGUGUCCCUAAAUCUAAAAGAAGUACCCUAGAAUAACCCGCAAAUCAACAGGAAGUGACUUGAAAUCAGAACUAAUGGGAAUGCCCCAAAAUAUAAAAGUCAUUUAAUGGUCUACCUAAACCAAAUAAGCCAUUAUACAGAAUAAAAGCAAAACUUUAAAAACAAAAGCAAAAUGGCACAUUUCUGUAUGUCUCAGUAAUGAAAAAAGAAUAGCAUGAAUAAAAUAAUUUCACAUUAUUUGUGGUAUCAAGUUUACAUAAAUGAUUUUUUCGAAUGUAUUAAUGUUGUGAGUCUCAAACCUUUUAAACCAAUUAUCACCUCAAAAAAUACUUACUUGUAGAGAUCAACAUUAAAAUACAGUAAGAUCGUAGGCCCAAGUGUUUAUUAAAGAGGAAGUUGAGAAUUUUUGACAUAAGGCUUAAUCUUCCAGUUAGCAGGGGUUUAAUUAGUCGGUGGAGUUGAUUUCAACAAAUCCCGUGCAGUUUGUUAUUCAUUUGAUCCGGAGUGGAUAAACCAGCACGAAUCAAUGGUGCCUUCUUAGCAUACCAAUAAAAAAUAACAUACGCAUGCAUGAGAAUCACUGAUGACCCAUGCAAUCAAAAGUGUUGGCUAUGUUUUCAGUCUAAAGUUAUUAAAACUUACCAGUGCAUGUCAAUGAUUGUAGUGUGAACAUGAAUAUUUGUAAUCCAGCAGCUCUACAGGGAACAGGCUGUCUAAGCAAGCAGGGCGGAGUGAUAUCAAAUAGUUUUUUUCACCGCUGAUUUUUUUGUGCACGAAAGGGACUCCCCAGCGGACUGAGCACAUGUGGCUGAAGCACUCCUCUCUAUUGUGGUCGCAUUACGCAUCUAAAAAAAAUUGUCCUGCAGAAUGAAAUGAAUUACGGCACUUUGGUGUGAAAUUGUUUUGGCCGCGUGGGUAUUUCGAACAACGAUCUGCAUUUUGAAUCUAUUUGACAAUGUUAGAUCUGUUAAUAUCGUUUUUUUCUUUAUAUUGGCAUGCUAAGCAGGCACCAUUGACUCGUGCUAGUUUAGCCACUCCGGAGCCCUGAAACUAACAAAUAACUGACAAACUGUACGGAAUUUGUUCAAAUAUACUCCACCGACUGAUUAAACCCCCACUAACUUGAAGAUUAAACGUAUAUGUCAAAAAAUCAGAACUUCCCCUUUAAAACCUGCAUUCAUCAUUGUCACCCCUUGUAAGAAUUUUCGAUUUGAAUAGAGUAGUAAAACUGCUUAAAUAUAUUCAACAACAACAACAAAAACUGUUAAAAUAUAGAGUUAAUUGAAUUUUAUUGAACAUAGCUUAAAAAUGGGUUAAAAUUGCACUAUAAAUUCCUAAAUGUAAAAAAAGUAAAUUCUAUUUGUAAUUCUCGUACCACCAGGGCAAACUACGGGUUGUAAUCCUAUCACACUUUGAGAAUCACUUUGAUUAAAGAAGUGCAGAAUUACUGUAAAUUCAUCUCAUGUUAUUUGUGAUGUGUGUGAAAUAGAGAGUUUACAUGAACUAUUCUUAUAUACAUAUGUAUUAAUGCUGUGAUUCUCAAACUUUUUGCACCAACUACAACAUAAAAAAAUACUUGCGUCAUAAAGUACUACCUUGAAGAUCCACACUGAAAUUCAGGAACAUACUUGGCCCAAGUGUUUAUUAAAACCAAAUUUCAUUAUUCUAAGCCCUUGUUUUCUCUAUUUUAAUAGUAAAACUGUGCCAAAAAAAACUGAAAGGAAGCUAUUAAAUAAAUAUUUAACUAAAAUGUAUUGCUCAGAAAAUGUUCAAUUAUGAGAAAUUAAAUUUAAAAAUGUUUCAAAUUUUAGAAUUCAUUUCUUUAUAGGAAAGACAACGUUUAGUACAUAUGAACCUCAUGUGAAAAAUGAUUGCUUAAAGAAUUUUAAAAAAUGCAAAACAUGAAACUCUUGGAAGUAUGCCAAGAGAGAAAAUAAUGCUUAAACACAGAAAUCGACAGCUCUUAGGUGCUGCCAUUUGGCGACAUGUGACGUCAGUUAUACCCACUCUCCUUUGUAGCGGUAACUUCCAGCUAGGAUGUGUCUGAAUGCCAGAGAAGGCUGCGUGCUAGUCAGUUUCGGGAUGCACUUAAUCAAAAUCUUGUCUUUCCUUUAAAUUUACAUAACACCAGAGAGAGCCUGCAAACCACUGGUUGCUAUUCCUACCAUACUUACCAUCACUAUAAAGUACAUAGUAAUGAUCUAAAAAGUGUUGAACUAAAUUAGCUCCAUAUUAUUUUUGGUCAGUUGCUGAAGUACAGCCUCAACUAAGACCUUAACACUCUUUUAGAUUAUUGUUGUUUUUAAAAUGUAUGUUUUAAUCCAGUUAAUAAUGAUAAAUAUAAGUUCAUUCUAACAAAUCAGAGAAAGGCCAUCUUUUAUGUUUUAGUUUGUAUGUGUUAAAACAUGUAUUUGACAUACUGUAUGUGAAAGUCCAUCACUGUUUAGACUAUGUGGCUUCUCAGCGCGUAUGUGAGUGAGAGCUGAGGAAAUGACAUCAGAAGGUGAUGCUUGCGUAUGGGCAGGCAGGCAGUGAUGAAGCAUGGAAAGAAUUUGGUUUGUUCUGUUCAGAGGAAAGGCUUGCAACGCCAGUAAACACUAACUCUGAAACUUGCUCCAUCUUCCUCUCUCACCCACCCUUUUGCUGUUGAGUCAUAGACAAGUUUGUGUCAACCUCAUUGUUUUUCUAGCAUGCAAUCAGGAGAACUGUUAAAAGUGUGACAAUUGUAAGGAAUUGUGCAACUGCUGACAAGAUGCUAGAUGAGGGAAUCAUUCCUGCCAAAAGUAAUUUGGAAAUUGUGGCUUUUCUUUUUUGGGUUUUGGGUUUGCUUUUUUUCUUGGGGUGAGGGAGGUUUUAACUUUGAUAUAUCCUCAGCAUAAUACCCUUUCCCUGCUGAUAAAAAUGAAAGGUUUUUAAUCCUGAUAUUUUUCCACUAUGGUCUUCAACCCCACCCCCACACAGUUGUUGCCAUUUUAAAUGUUUUAUUCAACUUUGUGCGUGUCUGUUAGCUGUGCUGCACUAAUCAGCUAUGGACUGUGGUGAUUAUCUAUGUUCCAACUCAGGUGUUUGGGGUUUUGAUGAAGGUUGUGAUCGGUAUCUAUUUUGGUAAUUCAUAAGAUUAUUCCAUCUAAUUUACAUAAUAAAGUUACACCUAACAUUCAACUGAGUUGGCUUUUCUUUUCUAUUAAAUUGUUACUACUGUAGUAUAAAUGAGAUUAA
This is a messenger RNA of Corythoichthys intestinalis (scribbled pipefish), 6209 nucleotides long. RefSeq names its product dimethylarginine dimethylaminohydrolase 1 (gene ddah1). The transcript has 6 exons. The record is from RefSeq and is a predicted model, not a curated record. Lineage: Eukaryota; Metazoa; Chordata; Actinopteri; Syngnathiformes; Syngnathidae. Gene Ontology annotation, molecular function: dimethylargininase activity; amino acid binding. Gene Ontology annotation, biological process: arginine metabolic process; positive regulation of nitric oxide biosynthetic process. The coding region runs from base 728 to 1576 and encodes 282 amino acids.